Messenger RNA from Macrobrachium nipponense, 2019 nucleotides. RefSeq lists its product as uncharacterized. The transcript is spliced from 8 exons. The coding region runs from base 346 to 1746 and encodes 466 amino acids. The record is from RefSeq and is a predicted model, not a curated record. Gene Ontology annotation, biological process: intracellular signal transduction; cell surface receptor protein tyrosine kinase signaling pathway. NCBI's taxonomy places the organism in Eukaryota, Metazoa, Arthropoda, Malacostraca, Decapoda, Palaemonidae.
UGGGUAUUACAUUAUUUUGCAGAUUUGUGUUUGUUUAGUAUAUUACUGUACUGAACAUUUCCAAAAUAUGAAUUUUGUAUUACUGCGUGACAAUUAACAUUUGAACAGGAUGUAACUACAUCCUGCUUUCUUAAGGUCAGGAUGUGCAUCCUGCUCUUUUUAAUGUUGAUAGUAGUGAUAAUGCUUUGUUUGCACCAACGUUUUUUAUCGGUGACCCCCAAAAGUAGAUUUCCUGUGUUCUAGUAAAGGCUUUUAUAAUUAGUACAUAACUUGUCUUGAAAUGACAUAUGUUGUGAUAGUUUUGAGUUACUGUGAGUGAAAGCUGACUGUGAAACUGAAGAGGCAAUGGAUGAUUUUCCAGAGGAAAUAAAAGGAACUGCAGGCGGAACGUCUUCAGAGAAAAAUGUCAUUAAUUGGCAUCAAGAUGGAAUUUCACACCAAUCAUCUGAUAAUUUAAGACAGCCACUGGGACCUCAGUUAUACUCUUCAUCUUCAUCAGAUGAGGACUCCGAGACUGCUGAUAGUGAUGACUCCUUCUCUUCAGAUGAUUAUGAUGAUGAUGUAGAAACAGAAUCAAAAAGUGCUCUUCAUUCUCAACCACAUACGGGAAAUGGGAUUAGUUCACCAGACAAUGUAGGUGAAGGCCUGUAUUUAACAUCCAUAUCAGAAGCAGGCAACCGGAGUUUUCCAAAUUCUUCAAAGCCCCAGGUACCAAAUAAACCCAUAAGUUAUCCCCGUAAAUCAUGUGUGUCUCCUGAGAAGCGCCCACAAAUGCCUCUUCCUGCAGCUGCUGGAAACCAGGCACCAUUGCUACCACCAAGACCAGGUACAAAGUUGAGUUCGCCACCAGAAAUUUGCAAGAGGGGAUUAGUGCCCGUCCCAAAUUCUGGAGAAAGCCAGCGCUGUAUUCCUACGCCUCCAAAUACUGCCAAACCUGUUGGGAAUGCUCUUUUAAAGGAAACUGAGUGUCGUAGUGCUUCUUACUGUGCUGGCAAGGAUGGAAACUGGAAUGGGCCUGGCCGGCAGCAGCUGUCCUCUACUGCAAGCAAUACUCCUGGUAGACCACACCCGCCAUCUUCACUACACUCAACUAGGAAUCUUUUACUGGGAAACAAUAGUAGCCCAGUUCGUAAUGAGCCUUCACAACUGAAACCUCCAAACUUGGCUCAGGGGCCAUUGAUGCUUCCAUCAGCAAUUAAAUCCUCGCCACAAUUUAUCCAACAAGUUGGUACUUCUGCUCCUUUAGAAAAAGCCCCCAAACCUCCUACUUCAUUGCCGGAGUUGUCAGACGCUAAAAGACAUCCAUUUCUGCCUCCUUGUGUUGAGCGAAUCAGCAUUGGAGAUGGAGUGAGUGUUGAACUAAGCCCACUUUACCGGACAUUGAUCGAUGUGCCCUACUUCCAUGCGAUUUCCAGGAGUAAAUCGAUGAAGCUUCUUCAAAAAGCUGGUGAUGGAGUCUUCUUGAUACGACCCUCCACUCGCUCAAGUGAUCCUCUCACUCUUUGUGUGCAGUACGGUGGCAGAACAUACAAUAUCAAUAUAAGGAGGCGAAAUGAUGCUCUUUAUGCACUGGGAACAGAAAAAGUAAAUGAGAUGACAUUCAAAUCUGUUGAUGAAUUAGUGUCUACAUACUCAAAAGAACCCAUCAAACUCCAAAGUGGGAGCCAUGUUAGGCUCUUAAGAUCACCUGCUAAAGAGGACCAUAUAUAUGUCAGGAUGCCUGUUCCCGUCCAAAAGAAAUAUUAAUUGUAACACAUUCCAUACUCUCCAGUUUUUGCUUACCAUAUAAAUUUCCCUAUUUUUACAAUAAAUGUAUCUUCAUUAGUUUUGUUAGAAUUACUGAUUAUGUUAUUUUUAUUAUAUAGGUUAUCAUUAAGCGUGAAAUUGCAUGUUGACAUUGCUAUGAUAACCAGGUCUUGUUGCAUCAGAGUUGCUACUUUAUUUAGCAUUGUUAGUAACUUAAAGGUCUCAAAAUCUUGUAAUAUGCCAGACAUUAAAACAUUUACUAUUGGAGUGUGU